AUGGUCGGCCAAGGCUUCGAUGAGAAGAAGCGGCCUGCCGCUCUCAACUUGACACCAGUGCGAUCCGGUUCCUCGGACUCGUCGUCCUCGGACUGCUCGCUCAAGGUCCCGCGAACUCCCCGCUUCGCAGAGGCUACUUCUGUUCACUCGCCUGUCGACAUGGAGUCGCCCUUUUCCGAUCCAGAGAAGUCUCAUGUCGCCCACGCGCAACCUGGCGACGUCGGCUUCGGCUACAUCAACGAUACCAAGCACGAAUCUGUGGCGGUCCCCAUGACGCCCAGGUCUCCCCUCAAGAGCGCCAUGAAGGCUCCAGGGACACCCGGGAGGCAGCUCACAAACCCCUUGAGUCCCACGUUCCGCGAGGAGGAGAUUCUCGAGAAGCGUGAGCUCGCCACGGAAAAGGAGCAGGCCAGAGACAUAAAAAUCAAGACUCGUGUCCGCAUGGCCAAGUUCGCACUUCGUGGGGUUGGCUUCAGCUGUUCUCUCAUCAUCCUCUCCAUGCUGUCCGCCUCGUUCGCCAUCUUCAACUCCACCAAGGCGCUCGCGGCGCAAAGCAGCAUGCCCCCAUGGGCUCCCAACACGGACAAGACGUCGUGGCCACAGAAGCUGACGCUUGCCAUGGCUUGUUUCUCGCUUUUCAUUUGCGUCCUGGUCUUCCUGGCCUACUGCCGCGGUGGACACAAGCGGGCCGAGAAAGUCAACACUUACUAUACCAUGUUUGCCAUCGGCUGGUUCAUCAUCAGCAUGCUCCUUUGGGUCAUCACAGCAGUCGUUGUCCAGCAUGCCAGGGACAGUGGCAACAACAAGGACAUGUGGGGAUGGGCCUGCGUGGACAACACCCGCUCGGACGUCUUCGCGGAGAAGGUCGACUAUCAGCUCGUCUGCCGCCUCCAGAACUGGACCCUCAUCUGCAUCAUCAUCGAGAUUGUUGUCGAGGUCAUUUCCAUCACUCUCUACAGCAUCGUGUUCUACCGUUACUACACCAAGCGCCGCCUCUUCAAGUCCAUGGACCUGAGAGAUCGUGCGCGGUCCGAUCUUUACCUAGCCCAGCUUCGCUCCCAGUCUGCUCCCAACACGCCGGGGUUCGGCCCCAAGUCUCCAAGCAUCGGGGGUCCCAAGUCGCCUGCUCUGAGCAACUACGCCAUGUCCCCUCGCCACCCCCCGGCCGCUUAUCGCAACCUGUCCGACAUCGACGAAUCCAGCCCAUUCACUCCUGGCGGCCGUGUCGUUGAACCCCAGUCCCAGUUCAGCAAACCGUCUCCGACGUUCAAGCUGCAAGCACCCCCUACCAAGGCUCCAUCCGCGACUCCCAAGACGAGCCAAGGGGGCUUCUCUCCCACAGCCGCCAGGGCACCAACACCACCAGGGGAGACUCUCACGGAGCAUGCCCCGCAAGCUUCCCACGAGCCGACAUACGAGGCAGUGCCCAUUCCAGGGGCAUAUGCUGGGGCGGCCGUCAAGAGCCCGCCGCCAACACAAAUCUCCUUUGGGCAGGCCCGAUAA
Molecule: messenger RNA, 1503 nt
Organism: Purpureocillium lilacinum
Lineage: Eukaryota; Fungi; Ascomycota; Sordariomycetes; Hypocreales; Ophiocordycipitaceae
Source: RefSeq, a predicted model, not a curated record